Molecule: messenger RNA, 987 nt
Organism: Gloeophyllum trabeum ATCC 11539
Lineage: Eukaryota; Fungi; Basidiomycota; Agaricomycetes; Gloeophyllales; Gloeophyllaceae
Product: NAD P-binding protein
Exons: 2
Coding region: 1-987 (328 amino acids)
Molecular function (GO): oxidoreductase activity
Source: RefSeq, a predicted model, not a curated record
AUGUCUUCAGCCAAACUACAGAACGUCGCCAUAUUCGGGGCAACUGGCAACAUCGGCCAGCACAUCUUCCGAGCCCUCGCCAACCCCCAGCUGCCCUCGUACAAGCCCAACAUCACAGUAUUCCUCCGCCCCGGCACCACCCAAUCGAAAAAGGCGUCCUUUCCCUCCUCUGUCCGCAUCCUCGAAGCCGACCCCUCCGAUCGCGCGCAGCUGGCACAGGCCCUGCGCGGGAUCGACGUGGUCAUCAGCGUCCUCAGCGGUCCCGGCAUAGACGCGCAGCGUGAUCUCUUAGAGGCCGCCGUGGAAGCAGGCGUGAAGCGCUUCUACCCCAGCGAAUGGGGCUUCCACAACGUCUACCGCAAACCCGGUGACGAGUGGGGACACAUCCAUCCCUUAUGGGACCAGAAAGCCCGCUUCGCCGACUGGCUGGUGCGCCACCCCGCCGUUGAGUCAGGCCGGAUCACGUACACCAUCAUCGGCAACGGCGACUUCUACGACCAGGAGUGGGAGUACAUCUGGUGCGCGUGGGCGCAGGACCCCGCGCGCGUCGGGCCGCAGUAUAAGAUGUACAUCCUUGGCGACGCCAACGCGAAGGUGGACUGGUCGAGCCUCGACGACGUCGCCAAUUUCGCGGUCGCGACCCUCGCGAGACCAGAGGAUUCGUGCAAUCGCACGCUAAACUUCCCGAGCGACACCGUCAGCCAGGUGAGGAUUGCGCAGAUGCUGGAGGAGUAUAGCGGUAAACCCGUCGAGCGGGUGCACGUACCGAUGGAGGAGGUGCAUCGGGUGAUCGAGGACCCCAGCAGAGCGCCCAAAGAGGUCGCUGAGAGCAGCAAGAUUCCGGUGCAAUUCUGGUACACCGUGAAGGGCUGCCAGGGGAUGGGGAUCGGAUACCGCCCGGCCGAGUUCAACCAUCAUGAGGCUUGGCCGGAAGUAAAGAGAACGAGCAUUGAGGAAUACUUCAAGAGGAAGUUUGACCGCUCGUGA